CACAUAUUGAGUAAAUAAGUAAGAACGAAGUAUCAAAUUGAUUAAAUGCGAAUCUCUAAAAAUGAAUGUCGACUCAACAAACAUGAUGGUCCUGGAAGUACUUCAAGGAGCCGCUAGCCAGAACCCAGAUGUGCUCAAACCAGCAGAGGCUAAACUUAAAGAAUGGGAAACACAACCAGGUUUCUAUACUACUUUAUUUAACGUUAUUUCCACGCAUUCAAUCGACGUCAACGUGCGGUGGAUAGCAGUGUUAUAUAUGAAGAACGGGCUCGAUAAGUACUGGAGAAAGAAUGCACCGAAUGCUAUAGCAGUAGAAGAAAAGAAUACUAUUAAACAAGGAUUGAUAUCAGAUUUUAUUGAACCGAUAUACCAAAUAGCGAUACAAAGAGCUGUGCUGGUUGCUAAGAUCGCUCGAAUGGACUGUCCAAAAGAAUGGCCUGAGCUGUUUCCUACUCUAUUAACAGCCGUUGAAAGUUCCGAUAGUUUAGUCCAGCAUCGAUCUCUCUUAACUUUACACCAUGUCGUCAAAGCAAUUUCUUCCAAACGUCUCGCUGGCGAUAGGAGAAUCUUUUAUGAAUUUACUUUAAACAUUUACAACUUUAUCUUGAAUCUGUGGAAUAACUAUACUGAGGCUUUUGUUAGGGAUAUUUCUGAAGGUGCUACACCCGAAAGUAUCACAGUAAACUUAGAAAAAGCUUUGUUGACUUUAAGAAUCUUACGAAAGCUUUCGGUUUUCGGCUUUUAUAAGCCGCACGAGAGCGAAAGUUGCAUGUCCUUUUUAAAAAUCCUAUUUGAGAAGGCCAAAGUUGUGUUGCAGUGUAGGAAACAACUUAAAGGAAAAGGUAUUUAUGUGCUCGAACUAUGUGAGAAGUUUAUAAUUCAUUUAACAAAGGUUUUACUAUCGGUUUUAGAUACCCAUCCCUUUUCUUUUAUAGAUUUUAUUCAACUGUCUCUAGAAUUCACAUUUUUUUAUCUAUUUACUGAUGAAGGUAUCAAUUUUGUGUUUGAAAGGUUUGUAAUUCAGUGUUUCAACUUGAUAAAAAACAUUUUGCUUUGUGUAGAAUAUAAAUCGGUCAAAUCUGAUUUGAAUAAAUAUCCAGAUACGGUCAAGGCGACAAAAAUCAAGCAGGAGUUUUUCCAACCUGAUAGAGUGGCAGAUAUGUGUCGAAAAUUAAUAGGACACUACUUCAUCUUGACGCAAGAUGAGCUGGAUACGUGGGAUUCUGAUCCGGAAGACUUCUCAAAUGACGAAAGUGGUGAUAGUUGGAAGUAUAGCUUGAGGCCCAGCACUGAUACGGUCUUCGUGACGAUUUUCCAUGAGUACAGGGACACAUUGACGCCUGUCGUUCUGGAACUAGUAGCAGAAACUAAUGUGCUGGUCUCUCCAAAUGAUAUGCAAGCUAUUUUAAAAAAAGAUGCAGUUUAUAACGCUGUGGGUUUAUGCGCUUUUGAUUUAUAUGACGCUAUAGAUUUCGAUGCGUGGUUUACCAAUACUUUGUACCAAGAACUGAAAGUGAAGGAUAAUAAUUACAGGGUGAUAAGACGUAGGGUGACAGCUUUAAUAGGUAGAUGGACUGGUAUUAAGUUAUCUAGCGAACUAAGACCAGUUUUGUACGAAUGUAUCAACAAUUUGCUUGAUCCGAAAGAGGAUAUGGCCGUAAGACUCACUGCUGCGUCUACUUUAAGGUACGCCAUCGACGAUUUCGAGUUCAAUUGUGAUCAAUUCAAAGACUACAUGUUUACCUCAUUUAAUUUACUAUUUACUUUGUUAAAAGAAGCUAGGGAAUGCGAAACUAAGAUGCAAGUGCUGAAUGUCAUGACAUUACUUUUAGAAAUAAUGGGCGGGGUGUUGCAGCUGGAGCUAGAUUCUUUAGUACAGUACCUUCCGUACCUCUGGCAAGAGUCAGAGGAGCACAAUAUGUUGAGGUGUGCUAUAGUUGCCACGUUGGUACAGCUGGUGAAAGCCUUAAAGGGAGUUAAACCAGAACUGAACCCGUUCUUGUUGCCGAUAAUUCAGUUGGGAACUGAUGUGUCUCAGAGUGCCAUUGUUUAUUUGUUAGAAGACUGCUUGACUCUUUGGAUGACGGUUUUAGAGUACUCCACAACUAUGUCAGAACCUCUUCUACAGCUCUUUAAUUGUAUGGGAUCUUUACUGGAGUAUUCUACAGAGAAUUUAAGACAUUGUUUGUUAAUUUCUUUGGUACAUUUGUUGCUAGCUCCGGAGUUGAUCAUGCGCACACAGGGCAUACAACUUAUGCAAGUUUGUGAUGGUAUAAUGGGAGAUUUAAAGAAUGAAGGAAUUGUAAUGUUGAUGAGGUUGGUAGAGACGUUCUUAAGAGCUUCACCAACACUGGGAGCGGAGACAACGCUUCCUAUAUUGCCGAGAAUAUUCGAAAAAAUUUACGUCGGGGAGAGCUACCCGAUGUUGUUGUCGAUGUACCUGUGUGUCAUGUCAAGGGUGCUGCUGUCAUCACACGAGGUUUUUACUAGAGUACUGAGUAAGUUAGCCCAAAGUAGUAGAGAGACUGAGCAGGUUAUAAUGUGCAAAUUGUUAGACAUGUGGCUGGAUAAAAUGAGACAUGUUUCCCAGCCAGAUCAUAGGAAAUUACUGGGUUUAGCACUUACUAAUUUAUUAACGACUCAAAGUACGCCCGUUUUUGAACGAUUUGGGUUAGUUAUGUUAAACAUAUUAGAGACUUUAAAUGACAUUACCAGAACGGAAGAUAACGGAGUAAUAGUAGAUUCCCUAGUUUUAACAGAAGGCCAGAGUCCGAGCGACUUCGAAGACGAAGACUGCUACUAUGAAACAGAUCAUAAUCAAAGAAGGAAACAGCUUAUUUUGUCAGAUCCUGUGCACACGAUUGUCUUAAAGGACUAUCUCCAAUCGCAACUGGUGCAGCUGAAAACACAAGUUGGCGAGCAGCAAUACGGGUUUUUGUUGCAGACUGUAGACCAAGAUACGCUAUCACAGCUUAAAGAUUAUAUAAUGUUAUAAAUAUUGACAGAACAUUAUAAUGUAUAGUGUUACUUUUUGAAGGAAACCUCGAUAGAAUAUACUUUUUUUUUAAUUUUGUGUCUAUCACAGUGGUAUAGGUUGAAACCUUUUAUGGACAUUAGUUUUUUUUCCUCAAACUUCGUUAAUACAUUUGAUAUGAAAACUAUUUCACAUUUUGCACUUUAUAAAAAUAUGUUGGCGCUGAAAAUAAGAGUCGUGAGUAAUGAUUUUUUUGGAAUUUUAAGAAUAGUAUCUUCUACUAUUUUAUAUUCAGUUUAUAGUAAAAUUGAAGAAUAUUUGCGUUACCACUGUGCACAUUUGUAAAACUGUAAAAAAAAGUGAUCAGACUGAUCGUAUUUUAAUUUAAGUUACACACAUUAAAUUCUAGGCACCUGUAAAAAUGUUAUUGUUUAUUGAUUAAUUUUAGCCCUUUAACAACUUCUUUAUGAUUACAAUACCUUCGAUCCUGAUAGAUUUUUUGUUAAUCUUAUACAUCUAAAACCAUGUAUUGUUUUAUAAUAAAAAUUAAAAAC
Molecule: messenger RNA, 3528 nt
Organism: Diabrotica balteata
Lineage: Eukaryota; Metazoa; Arthropoda; Insecta; Coleoptera; Chrysomelidae
Source: the annotation of a GenBank genome assembly